This is a messenger RNA of Harpia harpyja (harpy eagle), 1672 nucleotides long. It is a transcript of the gene TRAPPC3L, whose product is annotated as trafficking protein particle complex subunit 3L. Gene Ontology annotation, biological process: intra-Golgi vesicle-mediated transport; endoplasmic reticulum to Golgi vesicle-mediated transport. Lineage: Eukaryota; Metazoa; Chordata; Aves; Accipitriformes; Accipitridae. The record is from RefSeq and is a predicted model, not a curated record. Gene Ontology annotation, cellular component: TRAPP complex; cytosol; cis-Golgi network membrane. Bases 423 to 830 code for a protein of 135 amino acids. The transcript is spliced from 5 exons.
GAUUAUGAAUCAUUCUUAUGGAUGAAGCGGUUAUUUAUGUUGUGUACAGGGGCAGAUCUGUUGCCAGUCAAAUUCCUCCCAAAGGGCUCGGUAGACGUAGAGAAUAGGAGGAGCAUCAGCAGCAUUACAGACUGCAGCAAACACAUCUCAUGCAAAAGGCAGAAGAGCAGAAAGGAGAAAACUUUAGAGAAGGGAAAGAUGAAAUACAGUGAUUGAGAGAAAACCAUGCUGCUUGAAGAAGAAAAGACAUAAACUGACCAUCAAGUACGUCAAGCAUUACACAAGCAACAUGUCUCGGCCACCAGGAAGAAAGCAGGAGAACCACAAAAUAAGAACUUUUUGUACUCACGUAUGGGGCUUUGGUAGCCCAGCUGUGCAAGGACUAUGAAAAAGAUGAAGAUGUCAACACCUGUUUAGAUAGAAUGGGAUAUGGCAUUGGCAUAAGGCUGAUUGAUGAUUUUUUAGCUCGUUCAGCUGUGAAAAAGUGCCGCAGUUAUUCUGAAACAGCAGACAUGAUUGCACAGGUUGCUUUCAAGAUGUACCUUGGGGUCACCCCUAGCGUGAGCUGCAGUAGUGCCGCAGGAAAUGAAUUCUCCUUAAUCCUGGACAAAAACCCACUAGUGGACUUUGUGGAGGAGCUGCCACCAGAACGAGCAUCACUUUGCUACUGUAACCUCCUCUGCGGGGUGAUUCGAGGUGCCUUGGAAAUGGUUCACUUAGCAGCAGAAGUUACCUUCCUUCAGGACAGGCUGAAGGGCGAUGCUGUGACAGAAAUAGGAAUUACAUUUUUAAGGAAGGCUGAAGACAGAAAGCACAAAAGAAAUAAAUGAAAGAAAUAUUGGGAGAAACCCUUGCUGAGGGAUAUUUUGCAUCUUUUGUUUCUGAAGAAGACAUGCAGGGUAAAAAUGGCUUCGCUGAGCCAGCUGCACCAGUUGUACACGUGAAGGGUGAAGAGAGCCGGGCGGCGAGCAGGAGGGGCAGAGCAGGGGGAGAGCAAUGUUAAUUGUCAUGACAUAGAUACCAGUGUAAAAGAUCAAAAUGGCCUGCCCUUCCUUCUUGCAUAACCAUGCUCUUGAGCUCAAUGAAAGUUUUAUCUCAGUAUUUAGUACACACUGGAUGCAAAAUAUUCAUUCGGACGCCAAAUGUUUUUGGAUAAACAUGGACACCUUUUCCCGUUUUGUUUGUUGGUAAUGUUUCAAAGCAUGCUUGCUAAGCGGUGCUUUAUUUCCCUGGCUGUUUGUGGUUAGGAAUAAUGAAUUCAUCCGCUGUGACUGCUGUAUGCAGUGUCUCCCUGUCAGGUGCCUGUUUUGAUGCGUAAUGGUUUGCCAUUCACUGUCCUCCACACCAGACAUCCUGCUCCCUUUGAAACCAGAGAGGGAUGCGGCUUCACUGACGUCAGGAGCUGCUUCAGUUCAUUACGGCUCUUUCAGGCACCACAUGCAGUUUUGCUGGCGUUGCCUGUUCAGCCCGUGCACACGUCAGGCUGCAGCACUGACAACCGCACCGAUGCUUGUGUUGCUUCAAGCCAUGGGCCUUUUCAUGUCAGUCUUCUCUUCAGGAGCACUGAUCUUAUGACCAAACUGAACAAAGCAUGGCGUAUUUAAUGUGUAGUCACUGUGGAUCUGUACUCACCUAAAGAAACUCGAAUAAAAAUUCAGAGAUUGCCACACAA